CUAAAACGUGGUCGAACAUUAGAAAAUUCAACGUCUUGGCCUGCGAAAAAAAUCAAAAAUACGUAAAAUAUCUUUGGAAGGCUGGAUUAUACGAGGUUUUAUUGAACUAUUUCAAAAAUUUUGAAAGAGAAAAACCACAAGCGAGUGCUUUUGACCCACCUGUACUUCGAAGCCUGAAUUAAUCAUGAAAUUGACGGCAGACCUCAUACUACAGUCGUCACAGUUUACAAAUGCUCUCAAAGACAGAGAAAUUGAUCUACGAGGAUACAAGAUUUCAGUCAUUGAAAACCUUGGAGCAACUUUGGAUCAGUUUGAUACAAUCAACUUUUCGGAUAAUGACAUCAAGAAACUGGAAGGUUUUCCUCUGUUGAAAAGGCUGAAAAGUCUCAUAAUGAACAACAAUCGUGUCUGUCGAAUUGGCGAAGGAUUGGCAACUUGUCUACCAAAUUUAGAGACAUUAGUGCUGACGAAUAACAGUAUGAAUGACUUGAGUGAUUUGGAUGCAUUGAAAAGCGUCAAAACUUUGAGAUAUUUAAGUUUGAUGAGAAAUCCAAUUUUGAAUAAACCCAACUACAGAUUAUACGUCAUACACAGCUUACCACAAAUAAGAGUUCUCGAUUUUCAGAGAAUAAAAUUAAGGGAACGUGAAGCAGCUACCAGAAUGUUCAGUGGUAAAAAAGGAGAGAAAUUAGUGAAUGGUGCCCUGAAGAGUACAUCCAACAAAUUCGUUCCUGGUGAACCUGUUGCUAAGCGAUCUGCUCAAACAACUUCUGCAGGGAAAAAUGAACAGCGAAGUAAUAUUGCCGCCAUAAAGGCUGCCAUUGCUAACGCGAAAUCACUUGAAGAGGUGAAGAAAUUAGAACUUCUCUUAAAAAGUGGCAGUGUGCCUGAUCUUCAGUCCAUGGAGGUUGAUGGUAAAUGAACAAAUCAUGACACUGUGUGUUAAUAUGACAUAUGCAUGUGGUUGUGAAACCAUUAAUGGACAAGCCACAUAAAGCAGAAGAAUAAAAAGAAGGAAAGUGUGCAUGAGCACAAGCGGAUUUUAUUUUUAUUGCUGCCACCUGUUUUCUAUCACAGCAAUUUAACUUUGUAUAUAUUUUUAAUACAUGUGUGGCUAUGCUUUUGUUGUA
Molecule: messenger RNA, 1130 nt
Organism: Xenia sp. Carnegie-2017
Lineage: Eukaryota; Metazoa; Cnidaria; Anthozoa; Malacalcyonacea; Xeniidae
Product: U2 small nuclear ribonucleoprotein A'-like
Exons: 9
Coding region: 185-922 (245 amino acids)
Biological process (GO): mRNA splicing, via spliceosome
Cellular component (GO): U2 snRNP
Molecular function (GO): protein binding; U2 snRNA binding
Source: RefSeq, a predicted model, not a curated record